UUCAAACAGUUUGUAAUCAACCAAACACACGGUAUUUUUUGUACAGUCAUCACACACAAUACACACAAAAAACAACGUGUAUUGGUUAAAAGUGCGAGCCAGAAAAACCGAUCAUUUGGACAAAAGUUAGAACGACCAUUCUUCUAUCAGAGAAAAUAUAUAGAUAUAUAUAUAUAAAUUUAAUUUACGCUCAACUUACUUUUUCUCUCUUAAAAAUUAGAUUUAGUUUUAAAAAUGCAAAGUGGAAAAUAUUUCGGAGCUCUUUUUCUACUCUUUCUGUUUCUCUUCAUCGACAUUUUCCUAAACUGUUUCAUUUUCACACUUCGGGUAGAAAAUGUAGUAGUUUUAGUUUUGUACAUUUUCCAAGAUAUCUGUUUAGUUUUCGCCUUAAUCGUCAUGUCGCUAAUGUUCGUCAAUACUUACAUUUUCCAAGCCGGUCUGGUUAGAAUUCUGGUUAGGAAGUUCAAAUUUACAAUUAUAACCAAUGUUCUCUACUUGAUAGUGACAGUGGCCUUUCACUGUGUUGAUUUGAGCCAAAGAUGGAAGUACCCUGAUUAUUACUACUGGGAUAGUUAUGAGCUCUCAGUGCUGUUCACGAUCCAAAGAAUGUUGGCGGGUUUCCAUUACUACUUCUACAAGCGAACUGCUCUCCGAUUAGCUGACCCGCUCUUCUACAAGGACUCCCAAUGGCUGAGGAACUGGCUCAAGGGAAUCAAAAGCGGAGAACACCAAACCAAUCUGAUGCUGGCCUCAAAGACUGCAAAUGACAUCAGCAAAAAAACAAGGAAUUUAUAAUAUGACUGUAUAUAUUGUAUAUGACUCUUCUUCAGUUCCCCCUUUCAAUUUUUUUGAAAUUCGAUUUACAAAAGCCUAUUUAAAUGACUUCCAGGCUGUUUUUUAUCCCCUCCCCCAUAUGGCUGAAUAUGUGAUGUUACGAUGUAAAUAUGAAGAGCAAAUUUGUUCAAAUUA
This is a messenger RNA of Symsagittifera roscoffensis, 969 nucleotides long. RefSeq names its product transmembrane protein 138-like. The coding region runs from base 235 to 795 and encodes 186 amino acids. Gene Ontology annotation, cellular component: cilium. The record is from RefSeq and is a predicted model, not a curated record. NCBI's taxonomy places the organism in Eukaryota, Metazoa, Xenacoelomorpha, Acoela, Convolutidae. The transcript is spliced from 2 exons.